Haliotis rufescens (red abalone) is the source of this 12124-nucleotide messenger RNA. RefSeq lists its product as uncharacterized. The coding region runs from base 123 to 11648 and encodes 3841 amino acids. The transcript has 11 exons. Gene Ontology annotation, molecular function: cysteine-type peptidase activity; protein binding. Gene Ontology annotation, biological process: proteolysis. The record is from RefSeq and is a predicted model, not a curated record. Lineage: Eukaryota; Metazoa; Mollusca; Gastropoda; Lepetellida; Haliotidae.
AGUGGCCUUAUAGAAACGCGUUAAGCUCGCAACGAGCACACAAAGUGGAUUGUUGCGCACCUGUGCAGGUGAGCUCCGGACUACUCCAGGAUGUAAAGAACAAACUAUGAACCCGGGGCACGAUGCCAUACCAGAACAGCGUGACGUCCUUCACCUCUCGCGAGGUGUUGGACAUACUCCACCACCCCGACUGGUCGAGGGUGAUCCGAGAACCUCCCGUCAAGCCCAGGGCGGGGGAGGUGUUUCUUUUCCACUACAAGGAUGACAGCAGGAAAGAUGACUGGAGAUGUGAUCAGUAUCACUUUCAACAUGAUGGCAUACGUAAGCAACCCAGAGCUGAUCCUAAAUUUUACAAAAACUUCUUCGUACUGAGAACCAAUCGAGGCAAGGACAAACGAUUCAGGAAACAUGCUUACGUUUUGAUGCGAGACCACAAUAACCUGGUCCUGUUUCAAUAUCUCGGAAAUGAAAGUGUUGCUGUGGAUCUUCCUCAUGGUAAUUCAAAGGAUGCCUCCAAUUUAUAUACACGUCUCUGUCCUUCGGUCAUCCAGGCUAUAAAGGACAUCACCAUCAAACCAAGAGACAUUCUACAACACCUGCAAGAUCAGGCACAGACGUCUGCUGUUUCUAAGGUAAAGACACCUCGAUCAUUGUCCCAGAUCAGCAACACCAGGUGUCGGGAGAAGGGGAGACCCAAGAAAGUUAAGGAAAAAAGGAGAAAGAAGAAGAAGAAGAGAGUUUGUCAAGAGGUGGAACAAGACAACCCUACUGCCGCUUCAAAUAAUCUCACUCAGGAACAUCUAGUUUCUUCAAACCAUGGCACUGAAGGUGACAUUCCUCCGGCAACAGAUGUCAUGUCUCCACAAUCCAGAUUAAAUGAACUUGCCGAACUGUGUGAAACAAUUUACCAAGAAAACAUGGCAGGGCAACCUAACAGAGUGGAUAGUUGUGAUGAUAGGAUGUGCAUCAAUGAGGGAAAUGUUUCAGGGACUGAGAGUCAAACAUGUAGCUCUAUGCAGUCUGCACAGUCAAACACAGGCCAUGUGUACUCUGGCAGCACUCAACAGUCGUCUCAGGAUCCAGCAACAACUUCGGUGAUGGAAAUUGAAAACGCUGACUGUGUUUUACCAGCGAAUAAUGUAAACAUUGAUGUGCCAAACCUUAGUAAUGUGGUUGAAAUGGAAGCACCACAGAAUAUUUGUCUGAUCAUUCAAGAUGGCGGCGUAUCCUCAUCCGGUACAGUGGAAUGUGAUGGUGUCACAGAUUCUGUUGAAAGACAAACACUUGAUAACAUUGCUGAAACAGGUGUGAUGGACGUAGAUGUGCAUGCCAGUGGUUCUAACGGUGAUACUCUUCAACCACUAAAAGUCAGUUCUGUAGCUGAAACCACACAUGGCUCCAUGGAGUGCUUCUUUGAAACUCAAAACACUGGGCAGCUGACUGAUGUCAUUGCACUGAUGAAAGAAACCUUGAAGACGGAAGUGGAGUUUGAAAACAAGGAGUUAACCUCUUUGUCAAGCUCAGAAUCUGCAUGUUCUCAAACUUUACCUGUAAUAUACAUUGGCAAGUCAACCUCACAAGACAAAACACCCCUACCAGAAACAGCUGUUUCUCUCAUUGCACAAGUAUCCAGGCUGUGGGCGAGAGUCUUUCAAGGGGCACGACAGUUAAUACUCAAAUCAGAUUCCCCAGGAAGAGACACCCUAAAUAAUGUUUCACUGAUUGAAGCGCUGGCAGCAGUUGUUGUUGGCGCCUAUGAAACCAAAUCUGAUUGUUUAGCAUUUCUGGAGACCUUGAAGGUUUAUCCAUGUCAUCUGCUUAGGACAUGGAUUGAAAAGAGAGCUACAGACGUUAAUCCUGAUGCUCGGUACCGGAUUGGUAACUACACAAUCUCUGGACGUGACAUCCUGAGAUUAGAGGGCACAUCCUGGCUUGAUGAUAGUGUCAUCCAUGCGUAUCUGUACCUCGUCCAGAAGCAACACAGUGAUGCCAGGACACGGGAUGUCAGGAUAAUGGAAUGUUUCCACUAUAAACUCUGGGAAAGGCAACACUACUCUGAGUGGUUGCAGGAAAAGAUUCAGCUCAGGAAGUGCGACCUGGUGCUGAUGCCCAUCUGUAUAAACAGUCACUGGGUCUUGUUGGUAGCCAAUGUACUGGAUAGAACAGUGUGUGUCAUUAAUUCUAAGCCUUCAAAGGAUCUAGAAACGGAAGUUACUCAGCACUGGAUGAAGUAUAUGGAGUACCGGAGUCAGGCGGUAGAAGAAGAACUCAGGUCGUGGAAGCUGGUGCAGCGCCCAGUAUUCCCACAGACUGAUGGCAGCAGCUGUGGAGUGUUCGUUCUCAUGGCGGCAGAGGCUCUUGCUGCAGGAGUGGCGCCAGGCGUGAUGAGGAACUGCCAUGUGGCGGGGUACCGACAGUAUGUGAAACAGAGACUGAUGUUAGCUGCGGAGACGACACGCGCGGUGGAGGCCCCUGCUGGGGCUGCAGGUGAGAACGCAGACCCUGAGAUGCUGAUGGGAGUCUCCCAGGCAGAGGACCAAGCACAGACAUCGACUGAUGUGUCAGGCAGGGAGCCACCUGAGAUGCUGAUGGGAGUCUCCCAGGCAGAGGACCAAGCACAGACAUCGACUGAUGUGUCAGGCAGGGAGCCUCCUAUCAUGGAUUGUGAAAUGAAUGAAGAUGAAAAUGUGAAAUCUUCAGAAGAAAUGCCAUGUGUUUCAUUAUCUAGAGGUCAGAAUGUAGAUCCUUCAGUGGGUGAACUUGAUCAUGCUCCUUUAGAUGCCACUGGACUUGACAAGGUAGGGAAAACUGAAGACAGGAACGUGAGUGUUGACAGUAGUAUCCAAAGUGUUGAUGAAACUGAGGCAGGAGAGGAAGAUAUGAAGGUCGUAACAGCAGACAAUAAUGCACAGGAUCAGUCAGGGCCCAUGGAAUUGGGAACUUACGUUGAUGAUUCAACCAUGUCUUGCGAACACCCACUUGACCAUGUUCCACUACAGUCACAGUGUGAGGCAUUAUUUGAAAAUCAGAAGUCAAACUUUACAGCUCUAACACUACUUUGUUUGGAGAAAGGAAAACUGAUGUUGUCAGACUUGGAUGGUCCAGCUGAAGACUGUUCUCUACAGAUGCACAUGAAGUGGGCAUGUCAGUUGACCAGGACAGAUGAAAUGAGUGGGGAGCAGUUCAGACAGUGCUUGUAUAGCCUGAGUGGAUCCUUACUCAGACCUCAGGGUUCAGUAGUACAGCUCAGGCAUGAACAAACACAAUCUCAUAUAGAAGAAAUCCUCAUGACUACUGCAGUUGAAUACAUCAAUGAUGUAGAUCUCCUGUUUAUCUACAGACAUGUUAAGGUGCAGGGUAGCAGGGAUUCUUUGAGCAAUGGUAAAGGACUCACCCUUUACCUAGAUAAGAACAGACAGAAGGAUUUGGGGCUACGCUUCGUAGGGGAGAUAGAAAAACGCAACUUUGCUUUUACUUUGACUCAUCAAGCCUGUGGAAAGCAUACUUUUGCCUCAAUGCUGAUUAGAAUGUGUACUGCCACAGGAAAUGUGAAAGAACUUUUUAAGAUAUGUGAUAAAAUUCAUGGUGGUAACUUCUUAAGCUGGAUGUGUUUUGGAAAAAAUGCUGAAUUAUACAAAGUGCUGUCGAGCUACAUACCAGAGGAGGAGAGGAAAGAAUGUGUCAUACCUUGUUGUGUGAGUGGCAAUUCAGAAAUACUGCAACUGCUCCUAGAGGACAUGGAACUGGAUGGACUGCUGUCCUCGACACCCAGGUUACAAGUAGUCCAUGGUAUUGACAGUUGUCAGGGGCAACCAGAGUCUCUCCCAUCUCACCAUCUUCCGCCACUGCAUCUCGCCUCCUACUACGGACACACAGAUAUUGUUCAGCUGCUCCUCCAGUAUGGAUAUGAUGUGAAUCUCCAGCUGCAACCUCAGGGUGAUGAGGCAGGACAAGUUGCUGCGCGAUCCACACCAGCUGCCGUAGCAGCACAGAGAGGACAUACAGGAGUACUGAAGUGUCUGAUGGAAAGCAAUGCUGAUCUCAAUCUUGUCGACUGCAAAUUAAACACUCCCCUACACUUAGCUUGUGAAGCAGGCCAUGGAGGUAUUGUUUUGAUACUAGCAAAUGUGUGUAAAAUCUGUUCCCGGAAUAAAAAUGGAAACACACCUGUCCAUCUAGCCUGCCAAGAGGGAAGGGCAGAUGUUGUGGAUAUUCUACUUAAUAGAAAUGCCGAUCUCACAAUGCUAAAUUUUAACAACUGUUCGCCAAUAGAUGUUGUAUGUAGCAAUGGUUAUUCCAGUGUUUUACAGUUGCUGCUUAAUAGAAUAUCCUAUCCAUUGCCGUGUGAUGGUUACAAAACUCCUUUACAUACAGCAUGCAAGAAUGGAUACCCAGAGAUUGUGAACAUACUGCUGCAACAUGAUGCUGGUAGAUCAGUUUGUGCUGACAGAAACACACCUCUUGAAAUGGCUGUGGGAAAUAACCGUACAAACAUUGUCAGUGCCUUGCUCAGGUCAGGAACAAACAAUAAUAUCAAUACACAAAUAUUUAAUUCAGCCUCUAAGGAGGGUCAUACAGAUAUUGUCAAACUGCUGAUAGAGAAAGGGGCUGAUGUGUCUGCUGCUGGUUGUGGUGACACACCUCUGUUAUGUGCCUGUAGGGGGGGUCAUACUGACAUUGUCAAACUGUUGAUAGAGAAAGGGGCUGAUGUAUCUGCUGCUGCUGCUGCUGGUUACACACCUCUGUCAUGUGCCUGUAGGGGGGGUCAUACUGACAUUGUCAAACUGCUGAUAGAGAAAGGGGCUGAUGUGUCUGCUGCCUUUAAUUAUGAUGAUGAUGAUGAUGAUGAUGAUGAUGGUUACACACCUCUGUCAUGGGCCUGUAAGAAUGGUCAUACUGAUAUUGUCAAACUGCUGAUAGAGAAAGGGGCUGAUGUGUCUGCUGCUGGUUGUGGUGACACACCUCUGUUAUGUGCCUGUAGGGGGGGUCAUACUGACAUUGUCAAACUGCUGAUAGAGAAAGGAGCUGAUGUGUCUGCUGCUGAUGAUGAUGGUGACACACCUCUGCCAUGUGCCUGUAGGGAGGGUCAUACUGACAUUGUCAAACUGCUGAUAGAGAAAGGAGCUGAUGUGUCUGCUGCUGAUGAUGAUGGUGACACACCUCUGCCAUGUGCCUGUAUGAUGGGUCAUACUGACAUUGUCAAACUGCUGAUAGAGAAAGGGGCUGAUGUGUCUGCUGCCUUUAAUUAUGAUGAUGAUGAUGAUGAUGAUGAUGGUUACACACCUCUGUCAUGGGCCUGUAAGAAUGGUCAUACUGAUAUUGUCAAACUGCUGAUAGAGAAAGGGGCUGAUGUGUCUGCUGCUGGUUGUGGUGACACACCUCUGUUAUGUGCCUGUAGGGGGGGUCAUACUGACAUUGUCAAACUGUUGAUAGAGAAAGGGGCUGAUGUAUCUGCUGCUGCUGCUGCUGGUUACACACCUCUGUCAUGUGCCUGUAGGGGGGGUCAUACUGACAUUGUCAAACUGCUGAUAGAGAAAGGGGCUGAUGUGUCUGCUGCCUUUAAUUAUGAUGAUGAUGAUGAUGAUGAUGAUGAUGGUUACACACCUCUGUCAUGGGCCUGUAAGAAUGGUCAUACUGAUAUUGUCAAACUGCUGAUAGAGAAAGGGGCUGAUGUGUAUGCUGCUGCUGAUGAUGGUGACACACCUCUGUCAUGUGCCUGUAGGGGGGGUCAUACUGACAUUGUCAAACUGCUGAUAGAGAAAGGAGCUGAUGUGUAUGCUGCUGGUGGACGUGGUGGUGACACACCUCUGUCAUGUGCCUGUAGGGGGGGUCAUAAUGACAUUGUUAAACUGCUGAUAGAGAAAGGAGCUGAUGUGUCUGCUGGUGGUGGACGUGGUGGUGACACACCUCUGUCAUGUGCCUGUAGGGGGGGUCAUACUGACAUUGUUAAACUGCUGAUAGAGAAAGGAGCUGAUGUAUCUGCUGGUGGUGGACGUGGUGGUGACACACCUCUGUCAUGUGCCUGUAGGGGGGGUCAUACUGACAUUGUCAAACUGCUGAUAGAGAAAGGAGCUGAUGUAUCUGCUGGUGGUGGACGUGGUGGUGACACACCUCUGUCAUGGGCCUGUUGGGGGUGUCAUACUGACAUUGUUAAACUGCUGAUAGAGAAAGGAGCUGAUGUAUCUGCUGGUGGUGGACGUGGUGGUGACACACCUCUGUCAUGUGCCUGUAGGGGGGGUCAUACUGACAUUGUUAAACUGCUGAUAGAGAAAGGAGCUGAUGUAUCUGCUGGUGGUGGACGUGGUGGUGACACACCUCUGUCAUGUGCCUGUAGGGGGUGUCAUACUGACAUUGUUAAACUGCUGAUAGAGAAAGGAGCUGAUGUAUCUGCUGCUGCUGAUUAUGGUGACACACCUCUGUCAUGUGCCUGUAGGGGGGGUCAUACUGAUAUUGUCAAACUGCUGAUAGAGAAAGGGGCUGAUGUAUCUGCUGCUGCUGGUUAUGGUGACACACCUCAGUCAUGUGCCUGUAGUGAGGGUCAUACUGAUACUGUCAAACUGCUGAUAGAGAAAGGGGCUGAUGUAUCUGCUGCUGCUGAUUAUGGUGACACACCUCUGUCAUGGGCCUGUAGGGGGGGUCAUACUGACAUUGUCAAACUGCUGAUAGAGAAAGGAGCUGAUGUGUCUGCUGCUGCUGCUGCUGGUUACACACCUCUGUUAUGGGCCUGUAGGGGGGGUCAUACUGAUAUUGUCAAACUUUUUAAUGAUAGGUUAAACAUAUCUCUAGGUUGUUUUCACUCUAUUUUGAAGAAAGUGAGUACCGAAGGUAAGAGAGAAGUUGCAUCUGUGGUGCUGAAAGAAGUGUUGUCUAGACACUAUUGCCCCACAUUGAAUGAGUGGUGUUCCUAUUCUGAUUAUCUAGAUAUAGUGAAAGACAUAUGCGAUAAAUCUGAUGUGGAAACUUUCCCAGGCAUGCUAAUUACGUCUUUACUGGAGAAAGCCGUUGCCAAUGGUGAUGCAUGUGGUGUUGAGUUGCUUACUGAAUACAUGACAGGAGUGGUCUCCAAUUAUUGCCUGUUGAGUCUGAUGUUGAAAGCUAUAGAAAAUCGUCACAUUGCAGUGUUUCAGAUAUUGCAUAGCAUCCCACAUGUUCAUGAUUCCUGUGAUAACUUAGUACAAAAAGCAUGUCAUUAUGGAUUGGUACAAGUCUGUAAUGUCCUGCUAAGAUGUGGCUGUACUCACUCUGGAACAUGUCUGACUGAAGCACUCAAAGUGAAAAAUGUUGUUCUUGUAGAGUUGCUACUUAGCCACGGUGUAGAUGUGAAUGCACGUGAUGAUGAUGGCAACACAUCACUGCACUUGGCAUGUGAAGUAGGGGAGUGGAGCUUAGUUGAGAUAUUUAUUGCCAAAGGUAUUGAUGUAUCACAAACCAACAAACGAUUGGAAACACCUUUAUUUACUGCAUGUCGUUAUGGAUAUGUCAACAUUGCCAAACUGCUGUUAAGCCAUGGUGCAGAUAUAACUAAACAAGAUAUCAUUGGAAACACGGUUCUACACUCUGUGUCUAUGCCUGGUCAUGAGGUAUUACUUCAGCUGUCUCUACAUUAUAUUUGGAUGAAAACAGACAAUGGAUAUCAUGAUCAAGAACAAGAACGCUUUCUUAAUUGUAAGUGUGUUCGUGAUAUUCUUCAUUGUCGAAAUAAUAAUGGAGAAACACCUCUUCAUAUUGCAUGUAGAGAAAAAUGUACAGGAGUUUUAAAAUCACUGCUUCAGUACAAGGCUUCGGUAUUUGUUACUGAUAAUGAUGGACACACACCUGUCUAUCAUGCAGUGAAGCUGAAAACAUUAUUCCGAGUUCUUUGUACAGUGACACGUGACAUAAAUGGGAUGGAUUCAGAUGGAAAUACUAUUCUGCAUAUGGCAUGUAUGAAGGGUGAUGUGGAAAGUGUAGAUAUACUUUGUGGAAGAGGAGCAAGUGUGCUGGCUUGCAAUAAGAACCAGGAGUGUGCACUUCAUAAAUCAGCCGAGAAUGGAAAUGAAGACAUCAUGAACAUUCUUUUAGCACAGCAAGCUGAUGUAAAUAUGACUGACACAGACAAGCAGACACCGCUCCAUAUUGCAUGUGCUGAGGGUCAUUUGAAAAUAGUUGAACUUUUGGUUAAAAGUAAAGUGGAUGUAAAUGUGCCUGAUAAACAUUUACUGGUUCCCCUGCAUCUUGCUUGUAGAGAUGGACAAAGAAACAUUGCUGACGCUUUGAUAAAGUCAUCAGCGGACAUUGCACCAUGUUCUGAGAAGCGUGACACACCACUUUCAUAUGCUUGUGAAGGAGGGCAUAUUGGCUGUGUCGCACUCCUGUUGCAGAAUGGAGCUUGUGCCAAUGUAGCAGGAUACCGUGGCAAUACUCCAUUACAUAAAGCAUGUGUUGGGGGUCACGAACAUGUUGUGAGAUUAUUGCUUUCUUGUGGAGCUGAUCCAAUGAAAGAAAAUAACAAUGGGAAGCUUCCAUUACACCAUGCCGUUCUGUGGGGCAACCUUGCUAUUGUCAACAUUUUACUACACAAAGCAAAACAAUAUCUUGAUAAAACCGAUAACAUUGUGUCAUUGCUUGAAUGGGCAUGUUCAAGAAAGCAUGACCUAGUGAAGAAGUAUACAGAUUUUCUCUCUGUCAAUUCUAUGUCAUCUCCUUCUAUGGUUUCUACUGUCAUCAAUGCAAAGCACUCUGAACUUCUACCUGUACUCGCAGAUAAUGGGUUGAAUACCAAACUGAAAGAUGAAUUAGGAAGGAAUGCAUUGCAGAUAUUAUGUGAAAUGGAAGAUUGUGAUAUGGACACAUUAAAGACAGUUUUAGAUUUAGAGUUUGAUUUAUCAGAGACAACAGAACAAGGAGGAACAAUGCUUCAUAAAACCGAUAACAUUGUGUCAUUGCUUAAACGGGCAUGUUCAAGAGGUCAUGAUGAAAUAGUGAAGAGGUUGAUAGAUUUUAUCCCUGACAAUUCUAUGUCAUCUCCUUCUAUGGUUUCUCUUGUUGCAACUGCCAUCAGUGCAAAGCACUCUGAACUUCUACCUGUACUAGCAGAUAAUGGGUUGAAUAUCAAACUGAAAGAUGAAUUUGGAAGGAAUGCAUUGCAGAUAUUAUGUGAAAUGGAAGAUUGUGAAACAGACACUUUAGAGAAAGUUUCAGAUUUAGGAUUUGAUUUAUUGGAGACAACAGAACAAGGAGGAACAAUGCUUCAUGUUGUAAGCAAAGUAGGGAAUAUUGAACUAGUGGAUUACUUGAUUGGAAAAGGAAUACAUGUCCAGGCUAAGGACAAAGGGGGAGAUACAGCUCUCCAUGCAGCAUGUGCACAUGGACACUUUGAAAUGGCUAAGGGGCUGAUCAAGAAGGGACUUAGUAUCAAUGAAAAGAACAUGAGAGCUAUGAGUCCACUUGACCUUGCUAUAGUUAGUAAGCACUAUGGAGUGACAUGCUUGUAUGACCUCUGGUGUGAAAUAUCAAAAAGUCGUCCAAGAAUAAGUAUGACAUCUCUCCAUCAUAUUUGCCGGGACAACAAAAUACAGUUACUUUCAAACUCUGAGGUUAUGUUUGCUGAAAAAGACAGUGAUGGAAAUUCUGCUCUUCAUAUUGCCUGCAUUGAAGAAUCAGAAGAGAUAGUUCAGCCACUGAUAAAAGCUGGAGCCUGGUUGCUUGUGGUGGAUACUCAUGGAGAUGCACCAGUCCAUGUGGCUUGCCGUGGGUCAUCGCCUUGUCUUAAAGCUAUGAUGGAUGCAAUUCUGAACAGAGACGUUUUAGCCCAGGUUUUAUCGCUGCGUGACAAAAAUGGAAAUGUUCCACUUCACAUUGUAACAUUCGAACAGAAUCUACAAAAAGUGUGUAUUCUUUUGGAUAAACAUGUUGAUGUUGAAAUAGUCAACAACUUUGAUCAAACUGCUCUGCACAUUGCAUGCUAUGGUGGAAAUGCCGACAUAGUUGCACAACUCUUAGGAGCUGGAGCUAGUAUUUUAGCUGUUGAUAAAGGUGGUAAUACCCCUCUUCAUAUUGUAUGCAAGGAGGGCAACCUACCAUUGUUAAUGCUCAUAAACAACUCAGAUGCAGCGAUCACUGCAAAGAAUUAUGAAGGAAGAACGCCUCUCCAUGAAGCAGUCAAUCAUGAACACUAUGACAUGACCUGUUACAUGAUGAUAGCAUACUGUCACUUUCCUACCAGGGACCUGUCUGUGCUGCGUCUUCAGCAGUUUAUCAAACAGAUUGGCGGUGAAGACUUUAUAAGACUGAUCAUGGCUGAAAAGAUUGAUGUUGAUCCAUAUGGUAAUACUCCCCUUCACUUCGCAGCUGAAACUGGGAGCUUAGAUUUUGUAAAUACCUUGAUCAGAAGAGGGUACAACUGUGAUUCCAGAAAUAGGCAAGGAAGGACACCAUUGUUUCAUGCAUGUUCAAGUGGAAGUACAAACAUUGCAAAACUGAUUUUGCAACGAGGAUCAUCUUCAAGUGUGAGUGAUUCUAACAAUAUGACACCUUUGCAUACAGCUAGUGAGAGGGGACACGUGGAUGUCGUGAAACUCCUGCUAGAAUAUGACCAUAAUCUCCAGGCUAAAACCAACGAGGGACAAACAGCACUUCAUUUGUCAUGUCUGGCAGGACAAAAAGAUGUCACUGAAGUUUUGUUGAAGGCUGGCUCAGAUAUGAAUGCAUUAGAUAAUGGUUUAGAAACACCUUUGCAUCUGGCUGCAAGAUCAGGUGCAGGUGAUGUCAUGGUUCUCCAGGCCAAGUGGGGAGCAAGGGACACACAGUGCAAUGUUCAUGGUAAUACUGCUCUUCAUAUAGCAUGUGGUGAGGGACAUGCUGAUGCCGUCAAGGCACUUCUCAACAUGGGGAGUGAUAUCCUAGCAACAAACAAACUGGAAAAGACCCCACUUAUGCUGGCCUGUGAACGACAACAUGGGUCUAUUUUGGAGUUAUUGCUUCGCAGAUCAUGGGUGCAAAUACAAGUUCAGUGUUUACAGGACAAGAACCAGGGUGACUUACGGAAGAAAAUGUACGUCAACAAUCUAAAUCACUGUCUUUGUGUGGCUUGCAAGUACAACUACCUCAACACAGUGAAGGUAUUACUCAAGUAUGAUGUUAAUAUUAAUCAUGGAAGCAACAUAACUAGAGACAUGCCAGAGGGCAGUUGCACAAGUCGUACUGACAGAGGCCAGAUGGAGACAGAGAGUGGGGGUCAGCUACAGACUCCUUUACACAUCUCCUGCUAUGAAGGACAUGCCGAGUGUGUUGCUCUUCUGAUACAAGCCAGGGCACUGCUGGAAGCUCGAAUUGCCAGUGGAGACACCCCCCUGCAUGUGGCAUGUGAACAAGGAAAAGAAGGUCCUUUGGAGUUGUUGAUAGCGAAUGGGGCCUCGCCAUCACCUGUGAAUGCCAAUAACAGUACACCGCUACACUAUGCAUGUCAAGGAGGUUAUGAAGGUAUAGUGUGGAGACUGUUGGAGGCAGGAGCAGAUCUUGACAUCAGAGAUGUCCAUGGGAAAUCCCCGCUGGAGGUGUGUAGCAGCCAAGGGGUGAAAGACGUCAUCCUUAAAAGGUGUGGAAGAAAAAGAAGACAGGAAAGCUGCCAGGAAGCUGAGGCCACCCCACACAAGCUACCAAGAAUAUAAUCCGGAUUCUGUCCUGUUCAUGAGAAGACAAUGCAUGUGCAGCUCUCUUUCUUUCUUGUCUGCUGACACCAACCCAGCAGAGAGUCUGAUUGAUCUAAACUCUGUUGUUCCUGGUACAUGAUCUAUUCAGGCAAUAAGUGUACCAUUUACAUCAAAUGUGACUGCUUAUAUGCAGCCUGAUACUUUGAUAUUUUCAAUGUAUAUAUAUGUAUAGAGGAAACAUGUAACUUUGAGUUUAGAUAUACAAUUGUACAAUACAGUUUGUUCCGUCCAUGUUACAGGUACAUAUGUAGUUUGUGUUCCGAAUGUGAAGUAUCAUGUCAUGUACCCAAUAUCUGUAGAUAUCUACUCAGUAUAACUUUUUAUCAUAUAAUGGGUAGGUUUCUCGGCAGGAUAAAGCCAAUGGAUAAAAACGAUAUCCAUUGGGGUCAUAUGCGGAUAGAAAUGCAAAUAUCAAAGGUCAAGUAGGGACUACU